Molecule: messenger RNA, 738 nt
Organism: Planococcus citri (citrus mealybug)
Lineage: Eukaryota; Metazoa; Arthropoda; Insecta; Hemiptera; Pseudococcidae
Exons: 1
Coding region: 1-738 (245 amino acids)
Biological process (GO): DNA integration
Molecular function (GO): nucleic acid binding
Source: RefSeq, a predicted model, not a curated record
AUGACGACUGAGUCAUUCCUUGCUGCUCUUGAACGUUUCGUAAGUCGACGCGGACUUCCUAACACCAUUUAUUCAGAUAAUGGUUCAAUUUUUAUCGGUGCCUCGAAUGUCUUAUCACAUUCUCAAAAAUUGUUAAAUUUCGCGAAUCUAAAUUCGAUUCGUUGGCGUUUUAUUGCUCCGCGAAGUCCACAUCAGGGUGGUAUUUGGGAGGCUGCAGUUAAGGCCGGAAAAGCUUGCCUGUUGAAAGCUAUUGGUAACCAAACGUUGAAUUUUUCAGAAUUCAAUACUGUUCUAUCGAAAGUCGAAGCUAUACUGAAUUCGAGACCAAUUUCCUACCGUAAUGUGAACCAAGAUUUAGAGCCGUUGACCCCAGGUCAUUUUUUAGUAGGUGGUUCGUUGCUUGAAACUCCUAUUUCUGACGAUCAUUCGAUCAAAUUAAAUUCUCGUUUUCGGUUAUGGAGAAAUAUUGUGGAUUCGUUUUGGCAAUCUUGGCGUCAUGAUUACCUAAAUCAACUUCAAACUAGAUUUAAAUGGAAGGAAAAAUUUCCUAAUUUGAAGGUCGAUGAUGUAGUUUUAGUAAAUUCGCCUAAUGAGCGUUCGAUGUAUUGGCCUUUAGGACGAAUUAUUGAAGUUUUUCCAGAUAAAGAAGGCGUUGUACGUAAUGUGAUGGUUAAGACAAAGGAUGGUAUCUUUAAAAGAGCUGUUCAAAAAUUAGUACUUUUACCAGUCAAUGACUGA